Messenger RNA from Mytilus californianus (California mussel), 4609 nucleotides. RefSeq names its product F-actin-monooxygenase MICAL2-like. The transcript has 24 exons. Bases 246 to 4199 code for a protein of 1317 amino acids. Gene Ontology annotation, molecular function: protein binding. The record is from RefSeq and is a predicted model, not a curated record. Lineage: Eukaryota; Metazoa; Mollusca; Bivalvia; Mytilida; Mytilidae.
AAUCAUAAUCAUAUAAAAAGGGAUAAGUAAGUGGAAAGUGAUUGAACGUCAUUAUCAUGAUUAUGACAUUUUUAAAUAGACUUUCUAUUUUUAAAUAGACUGGAAAAUACCACAGCUUACAUGUCAUAUGCCUGAUAUAUUUGCCAAUAUCGAGGUCAUCAGUUUUUUUUUGUCAUUGAGAAAAUUACCUUUGCAGUUGAUACACAUAUAUCAUCGAGUUUAGGACAGAUCUUGUCACUUAUACGAUGGAAGAAUUCAACGUAUUUACAGAGUCGCACACUUGUAAGGAAACACUAAAAGCUUUUGAGAAAUUAAGUGUUAAACUCGGCUUAGACAAUGUACCUCACGAAGAGUUUUUUGAUCAACUUACUUUUGGAUUGGCAAAAAAUUGGAAGUUUAAAAGAUUUUUGGAUCAUCUCAAGAAUAAGUUUCAAGACACAGGAAAAGGAGAAGCUACAAAAGUACUAGUUGUUGGUGCUGGGCCGUGUGGACUACGGAUAGCCAUUGAGACUGCAUUUUUGGGAUGUAAAGUUGUUUUGAUAGACAAACGUGAUGCUUUCACAAGAAACAACGUCCUCCAUCUCUGGCCAUUUACAGUAACUGAUUUAAAAAAUAUAGGCAUAAAACAAUUUUUUGGACGGUUUUGUUGUGGAGAACUAGAUCAUAUAAGUAUCCGUCGCCUUCAGCUGAGUCUACUGAAAAUAGCGUUGGUGGUAGGAGUAGAGGUUCAUACCAAUGUGGAAUUUGAAGGCCUAAAAUGUCCACGGAAAAAUGGCGGAACAGGAUGGAAAGCCGUGUGUAAACCAAACAAUCACAAGGUUUCUGAUUUUGAAUUUGAUGUUUUGGUGGCAGCAACGGGAGCUCGUGAUGCUCUGUGCGAAUACAGACUCCAACAUGAAAAUGGAACAGUCAUGAAACAAGGUUUUGAUCGAAAAGAAUUUCGAGGCAGACUCUCCAUUGCAAUUACUGCAAACUUUGUGAACUCAAACACUCCUGCUGAAAUGAAGGCAAAAGAGAUAGGUGGAGUCUCAUCCCAUUUCCAUCAAAAACUAUUUAAAGAUUUGAAAGCUAAAAAGGAGAUUCAUCUGGAAAAUUUCGUGUAUUAUAAAGAUGAGACUCAUUACUUUGUAAUGACAGCAACAAAAGCAAGCUUAUUGCAGAGACGUGUUUUCAAAGAAGAUUUUCUUGAUGCUUCACAGUUAAUGGAAAGAAAAAACAUUGAUGUGUCAGCGUUGUUAGCGUAUGCAAGAGAUGCUGCAAACUUUUGUACCAACAAUGCAAUGGCCAAUAUCUGUUUCGCAAAGAACUCACGAGGGGUGGAUGAUGUUGCCAUGUUAGACUUUUCAUCAAAAUUUGAAGCUGCAAAUGCAUCACAUGUUGUUGAGAGGAAUGGUGAAAAACUGCUUAUUGGACUUAUUGGUGACAGUCUAUUAGAGCCCUUUUGGCCUCAAGGUACUGGGUGUGCUCGUGGAUUUCUUGGAGCCUUUGAUACAGCAUGGACGAUCAGGAAUUGGAAAAGUAUGAAAGGAAAACCUUUAGAAAUCAUAGCUGAGAGAGAGUGUGUCUACAAAGUCUUAUCUCAGACGACACCUAACAAUAUAAAGAAGAAAUACAGUGAAUACAGUAUUGAUCCAAAAUCAAGAUAUCCUUCCAUUAAUCCGAAAGCUGUUACUCUCGAAAAAGCAAAGCAGUUUUAUGAUGAUGUGCAAGACGAUUACAGUGAAGACGUUGUUUCUCCUGCUAAAAGGAUUAAACGAAAUGAUGAACCAGUGGAAUUCCAUGAUCUACUUCAAUGGUGUCAGAAAGUGCUAGAAAAACACACACAUUUAUAUAUCAAAGACCUGACUACUUCCUGGAGAAGUGGAUGUGAAAUCGGAUGUUUGAUCCAUGUUUUUCGUCCACAUUUGAUACAAAUGAAGGAUUUGGAUCCAUCAAAUCCCUUCAGGAGUAUGGAAAUGGUAGUUAACAUAGCACAACGAGAACUUGGGAUAUAUCCUGUUAUUACUGUUUCUAAAAUGGUGAAUUGUUUAUCUGAAAAUGAGGUAGAGAUGGCAUCGUAUCUAUCCCAGUUUUACCAGCUGUUUUAUGAUGAGCCUAUUUCUGAGAUGAUAUCUUAUGAUAACAGUGGAACGAGCAAUACAACAACUAGCAUCACAGAAACAAAUAUUGUAAAACCAAGGAAUGGUAGAUUUGAUUUUCCAAUGGAAAAAAAAGAAACUGUUGAAACAGCUAAUGAUAUUUGCUACCUUUGCAAAAAGGAAUUAUUCAUUCUGGAAAGACUUAGUGUGGAAAGUGUGUUUUGUCAUCGCGCAUGUCUGAAAUGUGAACGAUGUCAUUGUGAAUUGAAUCUCGAAAACUAUAGAACACAAACAUCAUCUAAAGGAAGAGUAAGGUUUUUCUGUCCAAAGCAUGCCGGACCAAACGCAAAGUUUACACAGUCCAUCAGGAAACGUCCAUCUCAAGUCUUGGAUACAACCAAUGAGCCUCAACCUCUAAAAGACAGAUCUAAUAUUGCAAACACAGACAGACUACCAAAACGUUCAGAAAAACCAAAAAUUCCGCCAAGGCCGGACUUCUUAGCACGAAGAGUAACAUCGGCGUCAAUACGGAGAAAAGACUUCUACAAUACUGCAGAUGAUAACAAAGAAGUAGAAACGGAAGAUAAAAUAUUUGAGCAUAAUUUUGGUGCAUCUGUUCGAUGCGGAAUGGGUACAUUUAGCAUAAAACUACCAGAAUCUGAUGAGGAUGAGGAUGAUAAGUCUUCAAGUGAGAGCAGUGAUAAUGAUAUUGAAGAAAGACUUGAAGCUACGUUAGGACCGAACAUUGAUAAACAUAUGACAAUUAAAGAUGCUUCACAGUUGUGGAAAACCUUGAAAAGAGAUACAAAGCAACGUAGCAUAAUAAAGCAUUUACAUGAUAUUUCAGCUGAAACUGACUCAGCAGCGGAUCCAAGUCAACAAAGAGUCAAUAUACGACAAAAUAGAAGUGAUAAAGAACGUGAAACAAUUCAAGAGGAUGAAAACGAGGAAUUAGAAGGCACAAUCAGUGCUGCUUCAGAAACGGACAGUUCUAAUGUAUACCUACCUGAUGAAAAGCAGUCCAGUGAAAACAGAAAAUCAAGCAAAAAUGAAGAAAUGUUAGAAAAAGCUAUUAAGGACUUAAACAGAGAAUCUAGGGAUUUUGAUGAUAGAAGAUAUAAAUUUUCUGCAACUUGUUAUCGACCUAAGAGCAAAGGCUUUGACAAAGGCCCUGCAUCAAAUCAACCCACAAAAGGCAUCCGGCGUAACAGGCCACAGUUGAAACGAUCCGACUCUGAUCAGACGGAAGUGAGGCAUGCUCAGCGUGUCCAACUUGCUGCCAGAAAGCUUGCUAUACAAAGGCAGCAAAACAAAUUAUUCAUGGCUCAGGAAAUCAAACGGCAACUAGAAGAAGCAGAAGUGGAGCUUUGCAGGGUAGAACAACAGGGAGUUGAGAUAGAAAAGCAGCUGAAAGAAAACACUGAAAUUUUGGAAGAGAAUAAACAAAGUUUGCGACGACAGUUGUGUUCAUUGUACUGUCGGCGACAAAAGUUAUUACAGUAUGAAGCCGAAUUACGAUCAGCUAACGAACAAUUUGUACCACCAAGUCAAAAAGAAGAAAUUUGUGAAAUAAGUCCUCGUGAUAGUGAUAGCUCUAGCGAGGAAGAAGAAUACAUGUAUGUAGAAAAGUCUGACUCUCCAGAGUUUGGAAGUGACCAUGUAACAAGGGAGGCAAGUGACGAGGCAGUAAAACGAGACAAGAUGAUUGACAUACAGGACCCAUCGGAAAUAAAAAAUGGCGUAAACGAAGUGGCUCCAAAAAUUAUCUCCACAGAUACAUAUCUACAGAGAGUCAUUAGUACUAAAGCUGAUUUGAAAUCCACGCCUAAGAUCUCAGAAGAAGAAAGUCAAUCCCAAGCUACUGGUGGAGAUAUUUUGUCUGCUGAUAUUGAAAAACUUACAUUUGUUGAUGUAUUUACAACUGGAACUCAGAAUUGGGAAUGCCCGUUUUGUACACUUCAUAAUGACGACACAAACAGCUUUUGUGAUGCCUGUGAAGCUUGGAAAUGUAGCAUGUGUACCUAUGUAAACGACACCAGAAGAAAGAAAUGUGAAAUGUGCUACAACAAUAAACCACAACUUGAUGUCAUCCAAAACGAAUUACGUGAAUCAGAUGCUUAGCUUUUCUUAUUCAAAUUUAAUGUCAUUAUACAAGAUGGGUCAGAACUAAUCGGAGAGUAUUAUUUCGUAUAUGUAUCUGAAAACAUGUAUGAAUUUGUGUGAUGAGCAGUCGAUCAUUUGUAACAUUACAGUAAUGUUGUCUUUCUUGUAUCAAAAUUCAUUAACCUACUUUGUGUUCUACAGUCGGAAGUCUUGAAGUCAUUACUAUUAACUGUCAAGAUUAUUGUAGCUCAGAUAUUCACAAAAGGUGUUUAAUUCAUACAAAUGCUGACCUUGUUUUUGCUAAAAGGCGAAUCAUUUGAUUUCGUCAUAUGUUUCCGAUUUGUAUGAAGACAACCAAUUUGUAUGAAUAAAACCCAAUAUUCUAAAAUCAACGGCUUUAAAUGUUUAUUAAAUGAACACAUUUUUUA